CAUUUGUUUCAAACAAAAAUCAUUUGUCAUAAAUCUAACUAUAGAUAUAUCUCUUUAUGUUUUGAAUACAACCUCUUAAAUGAUUUGAGAGAGUAAUAGACAACCAAUAGUCACAUCAAUCGACUCCACUGUCUAUUCAAUAAAAUCUCAAGCAUCGGAGUGACGGCUAAAAUGAACGGAUCUGUUGUCAACAACUCGACAGUGAAGUCGACACAAAUGAACGGUAAAUCGCUUUCAAACGAGUCAUUGAUUGCUAAUAUCCGACGAGAAUAUCACGACUAUAAGGGCGGUAAUCUUGAGCUCACCAAAGAUGAUACCACAGGAAUCGCCACACUUUGCAUCAAUUGUUUUGAACGAAGAAAUGCUUUGUCUGGAGUUAUGAUGUCUCAAAUGGCUGACAUUAUCACUGAAUUAGAAGAAUGGACACAAGGAAAAGCAUUGAUUAUAUACGGAAGCAAUGGUUUCUUCUCUUCGGGCGGUGAUCUCAAUACAGUCCGACAUAUAGACAAUUCAGAAGGUGGUCGUCGAAUGGCUAUUCUUAUGCAUAACAACUUCACUCGACUUCAAGCCUUACCGUUACUAUCUGUGGCUUUAGUGGAGGGCAAAGCAUUGGGCGGCGGAGCAGAGCUGACCACAGCCUGUGAUUUUAGGAUUAUGACUCCCGAUGCGGCCAUUGGUUUUGUUCACAUUAAGUUAGGAGUGACCACUGGAUGGGGAGGUGGUUCACGAUUAGUUCAAAUACUGGGUUCAUGUAAGGCAUUGGACGUAAUGAUGUCCGGAAGACUAAUCAAAGCCGACGAAGCCUUAAAUAUUGGAUACGUUCAGCACAUAAUCCGUGACUUUGACCCAAAUGAUUGUAAUAGUGUUUUAAAUAAAUGUAAGGAAUGGUUAUAUCAGUACACCCAACAUAAUGACCAAACAUUACGGGCCAUCAAAAGUAUAGUAAACGCCGCCCGUUGGCUACCAGUAGAGGAGGCGCUCAAGAAAGAAGUUGAUUAUUUUGCAUCAGUUUGGGGCGGACCCGCUCAUCAACAGGCUUUAGCUAAAAAUAUUAAACAUAAAUAAUUGUUGCUAUUAUUAAUCUAUUGUAUUAUAUUAUGUAUUUAAUCAUCUAUUGUUAAUUU
This is a messenger RNA of Oppia nitens, 1124 nucleotides long. Its product is annotated as ethylmalonyl-CoA decarboxylase-like. The record is from RefSeq and is a predicted model, not a curated record. The coding region runs from base 172 to 1065 and encodes 297 amino acids. Gene Ontology annotation, cellular component: cytosol. Gene Ontology annotation, biological process: fatty acid beta-oxidation. The transcript is spliced from 3 exons. Gene Ontology annotation, molecular function: enoyl-CoA hydratase activity. NCBI's taxonomy places the organism in Eukaryota, Metazoa, Arthropoda, Arachnida, Sarcoptiformes, Oppiidae.